Molecule: messenger RNA, 757 nt
Organism: Eutrema salsugineum
Lineage: Eukaryota; Viridiplantae; Streptophyta; Magnoliopsida; Brassicales; Brassicaceae
Product: DNA-directed RNA polymerase II subunit 4
Exons: 6
Coding region: 142-558 (138 amino acids)
Biological process (GO): nuclear-transcribed mRNA catabolic process, deadenylation-dependent decay; positive regulation of translational initiation; transcription initiation at RNA polymerase II promoter
Cellular component (GO): RNA polymerase II, core complex; P-body
Molecular function (GO): translation initiation factor binding; nucleotide binding
Source: RefSeq, a predicted model, not a curated record
AAAAAGGAACAGGAUAAAUUUCAUUCAAACAAAUUGCUUCAUUGUCGUAAAAUUCUCUUCGCUUCCAUUGUUAGACGGAGAAAAAGAAAACAGUAGAGAGAAAAAAAUCCCUAGGGCUAAAUUUUCCGCAUUCGUACUCCCAUGUCUGGAGAAGAAGAAGAGAACGCCGCCGAACUCAAGAUCGGAGAUGAGUUUUUGAAGGCUAAGUGCUUGAUGAACUGUGAAGUCUCUUUGAUCCUUGAGCACAAGUACGAACAGCUUCAGCAGGUCUCUGAGGAUCCUAUGAAUCAAGUUUCUCAAGUGUUUGAGAAGUCCUUGCAAUAUGUGAAACGAUUCAGCCGCUACAAAAAUCCAGAUGCUGUUCGACAAGUUCGAGAAAUACUGAGCAGACAUCAACUCACCGAGUUUGAGCUCUGUGUUCUUGGCAAUCUCUGUCCUGAAUCUGCUGAAGAAGCAGUGGCAAUGGUUCCUUCUCUUAGGACAAAAGGAAGAACUCAUGAUGAUGAUGCAAUUGGCAAGAUGCUUGUUGAUCUCUCCCUUGUCAAGAAAUUCGAGUAGUGCAUAAUUCUCAAGAUCUAAGAUGAGGAACAUGUUUUCAGGGUCUUAUUUCUAGCUGAUGUGUGAUCAAAUAUCACUGGAGUUAAUGUUUCAAUGUCUAAAAUAUCAAAGUUGUCAUGGCCAGGAUCUCUGGAAUGGAUGUAAUUUAAUGGAUGAUCCAAGCUUUCAAUAAAAUAUCAUACCAUAUCUUUUUACUAAA